Thamnophis elegans (Western terrestrial garter snake) is the source of this 1216-nucleotide messenger RNA. RefSeq names its product vacuolar protein sorting 72 homolog (gene VPS72). Gene Ontology annotation, cellular component: nucleus. Gene Ontology annotation, biological process: regulation of DNA-templated transcription; chromatin remodeling. Lineage: Eukaryota; Metazoa; Chordata; Lepidosauria; Squamata; Natricidae. The record is from RefSeq and is a predicted model, not a curated record. Gene Ontology annotation, molecular function: ATP-dependent H2AZ histone chaperone activity.
AUGGCGGCGGCGGCGGGAGCGGCGUGCUCGUCGGCCUCCGCCUCUUCGUCGGGCCUGGCCGGCGGGCGAGCACCGCGUCGGACGGCGGGGAACCGGCUCUCGGGGUUGCUGGAGGCCGAGGAGGACGAGUUCUACCAGACCACCUACGGGGGCUUCACCGAGGAAUCGGGGGACGAUGAGUACAAGGGAGACCAGUCGGACAGCGAGGACGAAGUGGACUCCGACUUCGACAUCGACGAAGGGGACGAGCCCAGCAGCGACCAGGACGACUCGGUGCCCAAGCGGAAGAGGAGGGUGGUCACCAAGGCCUACAAGGAACCCAUCAAAAGCCUGAGGCUGAAGAAGCCCGACGUCCCGGUUAGCAGCUCGCAGAAGACCAGGGAAGACAGAUCAGCGCCUACAGAACUGGAAGACACGGUGGACAGCCGGAAAUAUAUGCGCCAGUCGACCACCGAACACACCCGCCAGACCUUCCUGCGGCUCCAGGAGCGCCAGGUGCAGUCCAGGCGCAAGAAAGGGGGCGGCCCCAGCUACGACAGGCCCCUGACCCAGGAGGAGCUCCUGAGGGAAGCCAAGAUCACCGAGGAGCUCAACCUGCGCUCUCUCGAGACCUACGAACGCUUAGAAGCGGAUAAGAAAAGGCAGGUGCAGAAAAAACGGAAGUGCACGGGGCCCACCAUACGCUACUAUUCGGGGACGAUGCCCCUCGUCUCCGACCUGGGAUACAAGGAGGAGAAUGUGGACGUAGAGGGGUUAGAGCAGGAGGGUCUUCUGGAGACCCCCGCUGCGCCCGCCGUGAAAUGUUCCCGCACCUUCAUCACCUUCAGCGACGACGAGACCUUCGAGCGCGUCUUCCCCAGAGCCCCGCCCCCCAGGCUGCCCGUCAAGGAGGUCUGCCCCGUCACCCACAAGACGGCCGUCUACCGGGACCCCGUCACCGACAUCCCUUACUCCAACAUCCGCUCUUUCAAGAUCAUCCGCGAGGCUUACAAGAAGUACAUCACGGCCCACGGACUGCCCAGCGCCGGCACCGCAGCUGCCCUGGCGGCUGGCUCCCCCAUGGCCGACCAGGGCAUCCGGCCCACCCGGCAGAAGAUCAUCAUCAAGCAGAGCGUGCCAGCUCCCUGAAGCUCUCCGUUUCCCCCCACGGGUGGUUUUUGGCACUCGCGAGAAACCGAAAUUGUGGAAGAGCGGCAUUAACCCGUUUCUCGACUCG